Molecule: messenger RNA, 783 nt
Organism: Triplophysa rosa
Lineage: Eukaryota; Metazoa; Chordata; Actinopteri; Cypriniformes; Nemacheilidae
Gene: h3-3a
Product: H3 histone, family 3A
Exons: 4
Coding region: 122-532 (136 amino acids)
Cellular component (GO): nucleosome
Molecular function (GO): protein heterodimerization activity; DNA binding; structural constituent of chromatin
Source: RefSeq, a predicted model, not a curated record
GGGCGUGUCUAACUAUAAGCUGCACAUAGAUAUAAAUCGUAGCACAACCCUCGUAUUUUCAAAUACGGGAUCCGACGUGGGACGUGUUACUUUACCUAAUCUAACGAGAGACUGAGAAACAAUGGCUCGUACCAAGCAGACCGCGCGUAAAUCCACUGGAGGUAAGGCGCCAAGGAAACAGCUGGCGACCAAAGCCGCAAGAAAGAGCGCGCCCUCUACUGGCGGUGUAAAGAAGCCCCAUAGAUACAGGCCUGGAACUGUUGCUCUGAGAGAGAUUCGUCGUUAUCAGAAGUCAACAGAGUUGCUCAUCCGCAAGUUGCCCUUCCAGCGUUUGGUGAGGGAAAUCGCACAAGACUUCAAAACUGACCUGCGUUUCCAGAGUGCAGCUAUUGGUGCACUACAGGAAGCAAGUGAGGCUUACCUUGUAGGUCUGUUUGAAGACACAAACUUGUGUGCCAUCCACGCCAAGAGAGUCACAAUCAUGCCCAAGGACAUCCAGCUGGCACGGCGAAUCAGAGGAGAGCGGGCAUAAUUCAAUCCCCCAUCCCUUUUAAUUUUUUUUAAACCUUAUUUUUAACUUUUAAUGAACACUCAAAGUAAAAGCAAUGGAUUUGUACAUUGGAGUCAUUUUUGUAAAACAUUCCUUGCAGACUCAGGUUUUUCAAGUGAGUGUAUCAAGAGUAACCAUUUUAGAGCUCAUUGUAAAGUGGCUUUAGUUGCAUGUGCAAAGUAUUUAUCACUUAUCUUUUUGCAUUGAGUUGUAAAUAAAAUUACACUACCUCA